AUGGAUUUUUCAAGGCAUAAUGAUGCGAUUAAUAUUCUAUCGCUGCUUAAUGAAAUCUUUGCUGCAUCAAAACCUAAUACUGGAUAUAUCGAUUGUUAUAUUGCUUUGCAUAAUGAUGAUGCUGAUCUUUUAAAGAAAAAAAAUCUGCAAAUUCAAAUAUUGGCACUGGGUGAAAGCAAUUCUGGGGUUGCAAGUCAUUAUUUUUAUACAGGAAUAAAUGCUGAACCAAGAAGUGUGACACCCGAGCAAUAUAAAUGUUUGAACCGUGAUCCAAGUAGUAAUAAUAUUCAAGUUGUUUUGGAUAAUAAUCAACAACGAUUUAAUACUUUUGGUGAAACGACUUUGGUGCAUAAUACACCAUUUGAUAGAUAUCAAUUUGGUAGCAUUUUGGGCGAAAUGCCAUUUCUAAUGAGGAGAUCUGAACUCAAAAAUAAUGCGUGGGACGAACAGACGGGUUCACAUCUAUCAACGAAAAUUUGUCUCCUCGUGUGCAACAACAAAGUUAUCUGGCCUGUAUCUGCUCCUAUUACAAAUGCUCCGUUUAUUGACGCUUUAAUGAUCUCUGCAGGUUGGCCGACAACGCCUACUGAACAGCCAACUCACUUAUCAUCAUUGGCAUCGAUCCAAUUCUUCGCAUGUUACACAAUCAGAUGUUCGAGACAAUAUGAAAUUAUGGAUGAAAAUAGUCAAGAUCCAUCCAUUGAUCAUAAAAUUAAUGAUGUGGUUGAAUCUAUGAUAAAUAAUUAA
This is a messenger RNA of Funneliformis geosporum, 747 nucleotides long. Lineage: Eukaryota; Fungi; Glomeromycota; Glomeromycetes; Glomerales; Glomeraceae. The record is from the annotation of a GenBank genome assembly.